AUGUCUGGAACUCCAAAGCCCGCUGCUAAGAAGCCCACUAAGCCUGCUGAACAUCCCAAGUAUAUUGAUAUGAUAGUCGCAGCCAUUACUACCUUGAAAGAACGAAACGGUUCGUCGCGACAAGCCAUCCUAAAAUACAUCAAAGGGAAUUACAAGGUUGGCGAAGGUGCCGAUGUUCAUGUCAAACUGGCUCUCAAGAGAGGUGUAACUUCAGGAGCGCUUACCCAAACUAAAGGAUCAGGGGCUUCUGGAUCGUUCAAAGCCGCCAAACCCGUGGCAGAACCAAAGAAACCAGCAAAGAAACCGGCAAAGAAACCAACAAAACCUAAAACCGCCGCCAAAAAACCCGCUGCAAAACCCAAAAAGAGCACGAAGUCGCCGAAAAAGAAGGCCGCUGGUAAAAAGACCCAAACCAAAAAGGCCGGAGCUAAGAAACCAGCCGCGAAGAAAGGUUCACCAAAGAAAGUUGCAAAGAAACCCGCAGCCAAAAAGCCCGCCAAGAAGCCCAAAACCCCCACGAAAAAGGGGAAGAAGCCAGCGAAGAAAUGA
Messenger RNA from Paramuricea clavata, 549 nucleotides. Lineage: Eukaryota; Metazoa; Cnidaria; Anthozoa; Malacalcyonacea; Plexauridae. The record is from the annotation of a GenBank genome assembly.